AUGCCUUCCAUCGACAUUGCAUCCGCACCAACCGCUCAUCUCGAAGGCGCCAAACCCAUGACGACGUCUGCACCUGCGCAUGCGCAAUCGGAGCCGGUGCUGCGCGUGUUGCGUGACAAGGAGCACCCGAACGCAAAGCUGCCGACGCGUGGCUCUGCCUUGUCGGCCGGUUAUGAUCUGUACGCGUCUGAAGACGCGACGAUUCCCAAGCGCGGAAGAGCAGCAGUCCAGACGGGCAUCCGUCUCGCUAUUCCGUAUGGAUGCUAUGGUCGCGUGGCGCCUAGGAGCGGCCUUGCGUCAAAGCAUGGCAUCGAUGUGGGUGCUGGCGUCGUUGAUGCUGAUUACAGGGGUUUGCUCGGCAUCUUGCUGUUCAACUUUACGGAUGAGGACUUUACAAUCAAAGCCGGGGACAGGAUCGCGCAGCUGGUUCUCGAACGAAUCUGCAUGGCAGACAUUCAAGAAGUUGAGAACCUUGAUGAGACAGCACGCGGUGCAGGAGGGUUUGGAUCUACCGGUGGAUUUGGGCCGCAGACAACGGCCUAG
Tilletiaria anomala UBC 951 is the source of this 543-nucleotide messenger RNA. Its product is annotated as Deoxyuridine 5-triphosphate nucleotidohydrolase mitochondrial precursor. The coding region runs from base 1 to 543 and encodes 180 amino acids. Gene Ontology annotation, biological process: dUMP biosynthetic process; dUTP catabolic process. Gene Ontology annotation, molecular function: dUTP diphosphatase activity; magnesium ion binding. NCBI's taxonomy places the organism in Eukaryota, Fungi, Basidiomycota, Exobasidiomycetes, Georgefischeriales, Tilletiariaceae. The transcript is spliced from 3 exons. The record is from RefSeq and is a predicted model, not a curated record.